Molecule: messenger RNA, 1723 nt
Organism: Nematostella vectensis (starlet sea anemone)
Lineage: Eukaryota; Metazoa; Cnidaria; Anthozoa; Actiniaria; Edwardsiidae
Exons: 2
Coding region: 130-870 (246 amino acids)
Source: RefSeq, a predicted model, not a curated record
GACAAAGUUGGCCAAGUAGCAUGGUCUUACAGCCAUUAAACAAUCUUUCGCAUAUUGUGCGCGCGUAACAAGACGCAAUUAAUGAUGUCACUGAUCAGCUGAUACACCAUGUAGCGCACAUGCUCCUCGAUGUUGCUUCACACGUCUCACCUUAUGGAUAACGAGGUCUCUCCAAUUACUCGUUUAGUAUCUGGUAUCCUCUGGUUCCUGCGUAUGGUUGUUCUGGGUGUGACAAAAGUUGUCCAGGGUGCCUAUUUUGGAUGCCGCAAGCUUGCGUGGGGUGUUAGUCGCCAUGGUAGCCCUGCUGAGAGUGAGGAGUCCGUGAGCACACUGUGUGCGGAGGACUCUAUCGAGGGCCGUGACUCGGUUGACACGGAACCAGAAUCAUCCGUCUGCCAGUACUGUCCCUAUGGGUGCCAAGGCGCAUGCGCAUGCCCAGCCCUAGACAAUGACGUCUCUGAUAACGUCAGACAAGAGCUAUCUAGACGUAGAGCGGAAACCCUCUCGGCCACAAUCCUCGCUCAUCACGAGCGCUUUGCGCAGCUCAUAGCUGACGACGACCAGCUCGCCGUGACUGUCAUCAACAAAUUUUACCCUAUCCUCUCUAACGAUACGCGCGGCCUUAUGGGUAACGAGGACUUCCCGCAAGGCAUGUCGGGUACCGACGUGGAUGACACGCAAAGCACAUUGGGUAAUAAGGACAAUCCGCAAAGCAUAUCGGAUACAGAGUAUACUUCCAACUCUAUCGCUAGUAUGUUUAACUUGACACAUUAUAGUGAAGGGGAGAGUUUCCGGGCCAGGCGAACGUUCCGUCAAGUGCUGAGAAGGACAAAGCAGUCGAAAUAUCGUGAUCGAAGCAGGUCUUUCUAGUCGGGCAACGACAAACCGAAAACAGGGCGUGGCAAAGUCUUCCAUUUAAUGUCCCCCUCCCCCUGUCUAGGGUCGAGGCGAUACCGUUGUGUUGUUGUAAUGUUUAUUAUCAUAAUAAAUAUAAUCAUAACUGGUGACAAGAAGGCCUUCAGCCGGGGUCGGCAAGAUCUGUCUGUCCAAAGUAUCUGAAAAAGAGAAAUCGAGAAAACGAUACAUUUGAGCCCAAUGGGAAUUGCCUUAGCCAAUCAAAUUCUGUUUGUUACCUUGAAACCAGGGCGAUAAUCAGAUUAAGUGACGUCACAAGCUCAACAUUCUUCUCAUUCAUUGGCAUCUAAAAGAAAAGACAUUUGACGCAUUAGCAAUUAUUUGACAUAGUAAAGGAGAUUGGCUGAGACGUCGCGAACGUCAAAAUGUCAUAGGUCUAUUAGAAUAAAACGAAAAAGGCAGUUUUAAAUAAAUGAAUAAGCGAAUGUCCAAAUAAUCAAAAUAAUUGAUUUACUUUUACAGUGUGCUUGGCUUGUGAACGGCCAAGUCACCAUCAUGUAAGGGACAAUAAGUCUCUUCACGUGGUUUGCCGGCUAUGUAACGAUUCUCUUUUACUAAUUAAGCCUCUCUUUUAUCUUUAACCUCAACGUUCUGGUUUGCCUUCGUUGGUAUUGCUCGAUAAAUCAUAAGAAGGUCAGGACCACAUGAAUUUAGUGUACUAUAUAUAAAUCCAGCAUAUUCCCUUGUUACUGUAAAGUGCUUUUUGACUGACAAAUGCGGUAGCUACCAUGAAGGUUAGAGGCUUAAUCAAGUGUAUAUGAAUUCAACAUAUUCCCGUGUGUUUAAUAAAAAUAUUGAGUGUUCCCUU